AGCUCUUCGGUAUCUCCCUCAGCCAGUUUCAGAACAGCAGAAAAGCACAGAAAUUCAACAGAUUAUUCUACAGAUAGUAAAAAACAGAAAACAGAAGAGAAGGAAAUAGCAGCUCGUUAUGACAGCGAUGGUGAAAAGAGCGAUGACAACUUGGUUGUUGAUGUUUCCAACGAGGAUCCUUCCUCUCCCCGGGGAAGCCCAGCACACUCUCCACGGGAGAAUGGCUUGGACAAGACGCGACUGCUGAAGAAAGAUGCACCAAUUAGUCCGGCGUCUAUUGCAUCCUCCAGCAGUACUCCUUCCUCCAAAUCCAAAGAACUUAGCCUUAAUGAGAAGUCUACCACUCCUGUGUCUAAAUCAAAUACCCCAACUCCACGGACUGAUGCCCCAACUCCAGGCAGCAACACCACUCCCGGACUGAGGCCAGUGCCUGGCAAACCCCCAGGUGUGGACUCACUAGCUUCAGGUUUAAGGACGCCUAUGGCAGUGCCAUGUCCUUAUCCUACUCCAUUUGGGAUUGUGCCACAUGCUGGUAUGAACGGGGAGCUGACCAGCCCUGGAGCAGCCUAUGCCGGUCUGCACAAUAUUUCCCCUCAGAUGAGUGCAGCAGCUGCAGCAGCAGCAGCAGCAGCUUAUGGGAGAUCUCCAGUGGUUGGUUUUGAUCCACAUCAUCACAUGCGAGUCCCAGGCAUCCCUCCCAAUCUCACAGGCAUCCCAGGAGGAAAACCAGCAUACUCAUUUCAUGUAAGUGCAGAUGGUCAGAUGCAGCCAGUUCCUUUCCCUCCUGAUGCCCUCAUUGGUCCAGGAAUCCCUCGCCAUGCUCGUCAGAUCAACACUCUGAACCAUGGGGAAGUUGUGUGUGCAGUUACCAUCAGCAACCCCACGAGACACGUAUAUACAGGUGGGAAAGGGUGCGUCAAAGUCUGGGACAUCAGCCAGCCUGGCAACAAGAGCCCUGUCUCCCAGCUGGACUGCCUG
Molecule: messenger RNA, 978 nt
Organism: Nestor notabilis (Kea)
Lineage: Eukaryota; Metazoa; Chordata; Aves; Psittaciformes; Psittacidae
Product: transducin-like enhancer protein 4
Exons: 7
Biological process (GO): negative regulation of canonical Wnt signaling pathway; regulation of DNA-templated transcription
Cellular component (GO): nucleus; transcription regulator complex
Molecular function (GO): protein binding; transcription corepressor activity
Source: RefSeq, a predicted model, not a curated record